UGCAGAUCCCGGGACAGGCAUACUGAUUUGCUGCUUAAAGUCCUUUACAAUGGGGUGUGAAUACUUAGGACAUUUUGAGUGUUGGUGACGACCUAGUCAUGGCGCAAUCUUCAGAUUUAAGUGCUGUGGGGGUUCCUGAUCCUGAGGACAACACUCCAAAUAUGAUUGUCUACAGAAAAAUUGAAGAUAUCAUCACAAGAAUGCAAGAUGAUAAAGCAGGCGGUGUGCCGAUCCGAACAGUCAAAAGCUUCCUGUCUAAAAUCCCAAGCGUGGUAACAGGUAGCGACAUUGUUCAGUGGCUGAUGAAGAGCCUCAAUGUUGAAGACCCAGUGGAAGCAAUACAUUUAGGAAGCCUUAUAGCUGCCCAGGGUUAUAUCUUUCCCAUAUCAGAUCACGUUCUAACACUGAAGGAUGAUGGCACCUUUUAUCGGUUUCAGGCUCCAUAUUUUUGGCCAUCUAAUUGCUGGGAACCAGAGAACACAGACUAUGCUAUCUAUCUAUGCAAGAGAACAAUGCAGAACAAAGCAAGACUGGAGCUAGCAGAUUAUGAAGCCGAAAAUUUAGCAAGACUGCAGAGGGCAUUUGCACGGAAAUGGGAAUUCAUAUUUAUGCAAGCCGAGGCUCAAGUCAAGAUUGACAGAAAAAAAGAUAAAACUGAAAGAAAAAUUCUGGACAGUCAAGAGAGAGGAUUCUGGGACGUACAUCGACCCGUGCCUGGUUGUGUGAACACAACAGAAAUGGAUAUCAGAAAGUGUCGUCGAAUGAAGAAUCCCCAAAAGGUCAAAAAGUCAGUAUAUGGAGUUUCAGAAGAUUCUCAAUCACAAAGCCCAGUGCAUAUGGCAUCUCACGUCAUUAGAAAAACAACAAAAGAUGACUUGCGAAAACAGAUUAGUUUCCUGAAUGUGCAGAUAGACCGACAUUGUUUAAAAAUGUCCAAAGUAGCUGACAGCUUUAUUGCUUACUCUGAACAAUAUACGGAGUAUGAUCCUUUUCUCACUCCAGCCGACCCUUCCAAUCCCUGGAUAAGUGACGAUGCAACUUUUUGGGAUUUAGAAGUUAGCAAAGAGCCCAGUCAGCAACGUGUAAAAAGAUGGGGUUUCUGUCUUGAUGAAGUACUCAAAGACCCAGUUGGCCGGGAGCAAUUUCUUCGUUUCCUUGAAUCAGAGUUCAGUUCUGAAAACCUCAGGUUUUGGUUGGCUGUUCAAGAUUUAAAGAGACAACCCUUGCAGGAAGUUCCCAAAAGAGUUGAAGAAAUAUGGCAAGAGUUCUUGUCUCCUGGAGCACAAAGUGCCAUCAAUUUAGAUUCCCACAGCUUUGAAAGGACAAGCCAAAACGUCAAAGAUGCAGGGAGGUACACGUAUGAAGAUGCACAGGAGCACAUCUACAAGUUGAUGAAGAGUGACAGUUAUGCACGUUUCCUGCGUUCUAACGCCUACCAAGAUUUGUUGCUCAUGAAGAAGAAGGGCAAGUCUUUGACAUCCAAGCGCCUCACUGGCCUCAUGCAAUCUUCCUGACAACCCAGUGCAGAAGAGCAGUAACUAGUCACCUAUCACGAUCCAAAUGAGGACCAGUUUUAGGCAAGAACAUGGGUCACUGUGAAAGCAAAAAUAAUGAACGAAACAUGGGAUCUGUUCAGCCCCCAGCAGAUGUUCUUUUGUCCCUCGUUUACAUCAACACUAUCUGCUUGAGCAGCUUUAUGAUGGCCAGAAGCUGCCAAGAACUAUUUUGUGUUUUUAAUUUUAUUUUUGGGAUCACACACUGCGGUUAUUUGAGGGUCAACAAAGGAGGUUGUUUUUAGACUAAAUCAGCAAUAACACAAGAAGACAAGACCAAGAUCAAUAUGAAACUUAUAUAUCUUAUCUACUUGGCAUUCAGCUGCAACUGAUAUUUCCACCACAUGUAAAUCACCUUUGCAUCUUUUCAAGUUUAAAAGGUGAACCAGAAACUUCUACUCCUUAAAACAUUAAUGGGUUGGUUUCUCUUGUGACCUCUGCUGCAGACAUUUCACUUUAUUUUUGUGUGUCCCCAUCAAAGAGACAACUGAAACAUUUGUUCCAUGUAGUCUAUCCUUCCAAACGCAUGAUGCUGUUCCAAAGAUAGCGUUACCAGUCAAGGUUAAACACAAAGUUGUUGGAUGAGCCUAUAUAGCAACUCAUGUUAAUUUCUAUUUUAAAUAUUUUUUUUUUAUCUUCUUUUUUGUUUGCCUCUGCAUGCAUUUCAAGUAAAAUCUGCACUGUUGUCCACUCAGUAAAAUUCACUUUCUCUUCCAGUAUAGCUCAUCAAUUGUGAAUUCACAUAAGCCAGAGGCUUGUAACAUUUUUGGGAAAUAUCAGACUUUCAGAUAAGACAUACAGACUUUUAUUUCACAAAUAAUCAACUGAAGUAUAUUCAUUAGAAGAAGAAAAAAAAGGUAAUAACUUUAGGUAUACUCUAGUAGAAAUGCAAGACCUUUCCCGAACUUAGCUGGACGUAACAGAACAUAUGUAGUAUAAAUAUUAGACUCCAUCUGGACUAGAUUUUCUAACAACAUGUCACCAGUUAGAAUAAAAUGUCAUGACCCUACAUGGGCACAGUCUCAAUGUCAUUAUUAAAUGCUGUUGGCUUUGUGGGUUUCUGUAGCAUUUGGGGUUUCCUUCAAAAAGAAAAAUUAAAUUACAGUAGUAAAAUUAUUUGAAAGCAAACCGGGAUCUAAUGUAUAAAUUGUCUUCAUAUUUAAUUUGCCUUGUUUCCAAAAAAAGUGAAUAUUCCUCUGUUUACUUGAUGCAUAAAACACUCAAGACUGUA
Bombina bombina (fire-bellied toad) is the source of this 2784-nucleotide messenger RNA. It is a transcript of the gene RGS6, whose product is annotated as regulator of G protein signaling 6. The transcript has 17 exons. Gene Ontology annotation, molecular function: GTPase activator activity. Bases 99 to 1514 code for a protein of 471 amino acids. Gene Ontology annotation, biological process: regulation of G protein-coupled receptor signaling pathway; intracellular signal transduction; G protein-coupled receptor signaling pathway. Lineage: Eukaryota; Metazoa; Chordata; Amphibia; Anura; Bombinatoridae. The record is from RefSeq and is a predicted model, not a curated record.